This is a messenger RNA of Punctularia strigosozonata HHB-11173 SS5, 4137 nucleotides long. RefSeq names its product carbohydrate-binding module family 13 protein. The transcript has 15 exons. The record is from RefSeq and is a predicted model, not a curated record. NCBI's taxonomy places the organism in Eukaryota, Fungi, Basidiomycota, Agaricomycetes, Corticiales, Punctulariaceae. Bases 85 to 1311 code for a protein of 408 amino acids.
CUCUUUUCUGCCUUAAGAGCCGCCCGCCUGCUCGACGUCGCUCCUUUGCCUUUCCUUCCGCACCGACCCUUUCCCUAUACAAAAAUGUUCGUCAAAUCGGCGCUCCUUGCCAUAGUCUCCGGCGCGCUGUUCGUCGCCGCACAGACCCCCGCAUACACGGGCCAACUCCUCCUCCAACCCGGCAACUCGGCUGCCAAAUGCCUCAAAGUCAACAACGCCAACGGCGAACCCGUCGUCGUCCAGGCCUGCACGGGAAACUCGAACCAGCUCUGGACGUUCGAGGACGGGCAGGUCAAGAUCUUCGGGAACAAGUGCCUCGACGUCACCGACGGGAAGAACGUCGACGGGGUCAAGCUCCAGAUCUGGGACUGCGACGCGAGCAACCCGAACCAACAGUUCUGGUACACGGCCUACGGCGAUAAUCAUUUGGCCUGGACCAACCACGGCAAAUGCCUAGAUCUGACCGGCGGCAGCCUCUCCAACGGCAACCAGGUCCAGCUUUGGACCUGCAGCGGCAAUAACCCCAACCAGAUCUGGGACGUCGGAUACAUGGCCAGCAAACUCCCGACCACGUCCGAGAGCGGCCAAACCGGCGUGAACGCGUGCGGCACCGGCUCCUCCCAAUCCAGUAAAUGCCAAACGGCGUGGAUCAACGACGCCGACGACUUCUGCCUCUGGGCUCCGCCUACCGCCGGCGGCACCAUCGGCGACACGGAGCAGCAGGAGGUUGCGUGGUGCACCAAGUCCGGCCGCGGCACGCGCGUCAUCCCCAACGGCGCGCUCAAGGGCGUCCACUUCGUGCGCACGCCGGAUUAUGUCCAGGUCACCGGCGUGGGCGACUUUACCAAGAUCAACGUCAAGAAGGGCGACGCUGGGGGCGAGCUCGACCCUCACGGCGCCGACUCGCGCGGUAACCCCAUCGGCGGACUGGUGUACGGCGAUACUUUUGGUGCUAACCUGCAGUACCACGAGUGGACGAGCUUCAUCUCCGACACCGAGUUCUGUUUCCGUGCCUGCGUCGGCCCCAACGCGCGCGAAAACUGCCAACACAUCUACGACGAAAUGGGCUGCUACUGGAACAUGCCCGCCAACUACGACGCCGGCGUGUUCGAGUCCUGCAAGGCCGACGACGACCUGCCGAUGGGCGUGUACGGCACCUCGACCUGGCACCAGGGCACCUCGCCCACGCCCGCCGCCCACCCCGCCGCCAAAUCGAGCGACUGCACCGCGUUCCCCAGCAUCACCGUCGCGCCCGUCAAGCGCGGCGAACCGACGCCCGCGCCGGUCGUCAAGUACGCGAGGGAGCUUUGAAUCCAAGGUCGUACGUACGUGCCGGUGGAUUUCAUCAUAGUUACGACUCUCUGUUCUCUCUUUCCCGCCUCAUUAUGGACGAUCCACGGACUUUCAGGACUCAUCGGCACCGAUUAAUACAUAGUCAAUAACGCUUGAUAUCCUAAUACACUUGGCCGCGCUCCGCUAUGGACGAACUUUACGGUCGAAAAAACAAACUGCAGUACCGCGCUCUCCGCAACGCGAUCGUCUCUCUCGGGUAUCGUACGAACGGAUCUAUAUGAUAUCGCGUGCAAAAAAGGGGUUGUGAUCGGGUUUCUCUGCCUUCGUUCUUGAACCUGCACCAAGCACCGCGCCGACGCACGUAUUCGUUCUGUUCAUAACCGCGCCAAAAAGAAAAAAAGGGAGCCGGAAAGUCGUCCCCAACUUGGGUCGAUACACCAUCUCCUUUUCGUCCUUGAUGGCCUUAUACUUUACCUUGCACAGACAGCAAGCGUCGGUUUAUCGCGUCCGGUGAUGAACGUUCUCGUCAAACGUCGUGAACAAGGGUAUACGCGUACAUACAUCAUGUCCAAAAAGCACUGUCCGUCUGCGUCGUUACAUCAUAAAGUAGAAGCGAAAUGGCCAUCGUUCGUCAGACCGCGCCCGCCCCCCCGCCGCUCACAUCACGUUGCAGCCACCACACAACAAAUCCCUCGCGCCGCCCUUCGCGCCCGAUCCCGAUCCCGAUCCUUUACCCGCACCGCUCUUCUCCGUACCGCCUCCCGAGCUCGUCGCCGGUCUGUCGUUCACGAUCGCGGAGAUUCCAUCGUUCAAAGUGUUUCGAUUUGUUCACAAUUUCGCGCGGGCGAGACGAGGGUCGUAUCGUACAUUAAUCAAUCCGAUUGUUCGUUCGAGGAUGUCCAAAACAAAAGAGAGUCCGAGUAUCAACGUUCGUCGUUCGUCGGUGCGUAUCACAAGAACACCGUUGCGUCAUCCAGAAAACGUCCCCCCUUCCAAAAGAAUGAGGGUGCUUACUCGAGCGAGCGCUGGGCGAGGCCGAGGCGGGGCGCGCCCGAGGUCUGGUCGAACACGGCGUAGACGCGCUUCAGGAAGACGUCACCGAGAAUAUCCUGCGGGUUCUGGCCGCGCGACUGGAUCGCGCCGAAGCUCAUGCCGUUACCCGCGUCGGCGAACACAAGGUCCGAGCCAGGGAUGGAGAACAUGUUGUCGCCGGCCGCGAACGAGAUCGUAGACGGCAGGGUGGCGUCCGUCGGGAACACGUAUCCGCCCUGGGUGUUGUCGAGCUUGGCGCCCUCGAUCGAAUCGUAGAUCGCCUCGGUCGCCUCGUCCGAAAUGAGGAUGAGGGUGGUACCGGUAUCCGCGAUCGCCGUGUUCCCGCGCCCGCGGCUGACGCUCUUCCCGUCGAUCUCGAGCGUCGGCGAGCUAAACUCCCAAAAGCCGUUCGACGAGUCCACGUCGACGUACGUGACCUCUCCCUGCGCGCCGCUCUCGCUCGCGUCGGCGAUGUACCCAAAGGUGUAAAAGCCCGACGAGUCGCCCUUGUCGAGCUUGGCGGUGAAGACGGGCUGGGGGAUGAGGCCCUCGGAGAUCAUGUUCUCGACCGGGGUGGCGACCGCGCUCGGGCGGACGGUGUUGAUGGUCGGGAAGGCGAGGCCGAGCAGGCCGUCCGAACCUUCGCCCUACACACGUUGGUCAGCAUCAGGGAGUUCAAGCCAGGAACGGAGGGACGGGGGGUGUUUUUUUCGAAUAGAAAAAUUUACCUGCUCGAAGGCGGAGGAGAGCUUGGAGGCGGCUUCGACGGCCUGGUUGGGGAUGGAGACGUCGCCGAGGCGGACGACGUCGGUGUAGACCUGGCCCGAGGCGGACGAACCGUCCCCGUACGAGAUCUGCCAGGUCGACCCCGAGACCUUCUUCGACGUCGACGACUUGGUCGGGUCGUAGAUGGUGUGGCCGGACGUGGAGGCGCCGUGGAAGAGGGUGGACCAGACCCAGAGGUCGGACGAGCCCGUGUCAAAGUCGAGCUUGAGGGUGACGCCGGGGGUGCCGAUGGUGACGGGGACGACGUACUCGAGGUCGUUCUGGACGUCGUCGGCGGGCACCUCGGCGUCGCCGCUGGACGUGCCCGUGGUGGGGUCGCCCGUGCCGGUGGAGGGCGCGGUGGAGCCGUCGCCCGAGGUGGGGUGGUGGUGAUGCGAGUGGCGCUUCUUGCGAAGGACGGUGUCUUGGACGUAGAAGGAGGUCAGACGGGUGGGCUUGAUGUGCCACUUGCGGACGGAGCGGGCGUAGUCCAUGGGCCCGUUCGGCGCCCAGCGGGGGUUGCGGGUGAGCCCGAGGGUAAGACGGCCGGCAGACAUGGUGUCGUGACAGUAGAUACUGGUCGUUACUGGCCCCGCGUGCUUAUAUUCGCAAGGGGGGCACUGCACAUCCAACUGAGAAGGAGGGAGAAGGGCGCGACGUCAUCAGAUGACGAGCGAGCGUGCACAUAUCGGGGUCGUUGGUCGUUGCUGUUCGCGCCGGGGGAGCACAACCCCCGAGGGUUCGGCCCCGGUGUCGUCCCCCCCUUCUCAUCCCUUCUCGCGCAGAGUCACGCCGGUCGUUACCGUCACGACGCUAUGUAUACCACCACUGGCACCAUCGCGACGGCAAUGGGAGCCCCAACGUCGUCCUUCUUGCUUUCUCCGCUCAGCGUGUUUCCGGCCGCCUGUCGCGUGAACGGCCAAGGGUAGAUAGACCCAUAAGAAGACGGAUAUGGCUCCAAGGAUGAACGCAUCACCGCGAAGGCGGGGUGUAGCACGCGUUCGCGUGGGCACGGAAACAGCUGGCAGGGCAGGAGGCGUCAGAGAU